AUGACUUCUAUGUUGAACGAAACAGAACAAGAGGUUCAACCACCAAGUCAGGGGUCCGUUUCUAAAUGUAGCAAGCAUACGGACAAGGAUGUUAUCAUGUAUUGUGACCCAUGCAAACAGUUGAUAUGUACAUUGUGCAUUGCAAAGGACCACAGAAAACAUCAUACCACUGAGCUGAAUGAGGUUUUAGACAACUGCAAGAAGAAAGCGGAUGAAAUAUUAGCAGCAGUGGGACAGCAUCACAAUAGUUUCAAGACUGCUAUAGUAGACAUAGGUAGGUCUCGGGAGCUGUUAGAGGAUUGCUUUAAGGCUACCAAAGCAAAGAUCUCCAAGAAGGCAGUUGAGAAGAUUGCUGAGGAGACUGCAAGGAUCAAAGAUGAAGAGAACAAAUUGAUGGUAGAAUUAGACAGGACUUAUGAAGACAAAGCCAAAGAAAUGGAAACAGCACGAACCGCAAAUAACAAUGAUAUGAAAAAAGCGCAGAAUAUGAACGUUAUAGUUAAUCACAACAUGUGUAUAAAAUUUAACUUUUGUGAAAAUCUACACCUGAUAGAGAAACGUUUACAAGAUCUCAAAGACUACACAGAUGUACAACCCAAACGAGUGCAUCAUGACCUGGCUUACAUUGACUUUGAAGAUGAUCAGAAAUCACUUGGGAGAUUGAGAAUAAAAGAAGACCAGAAACUAGAAGGAGCAACUUCUGCUUCAGCAACACCGUGCAAACUUCAGACAAACCUGACACAGGAGACAUGGAAAAUGAAAAAAGAAAUAACAAGUUAUAAGAACAGAUAUAAACAGAUGAAAAACAUCUGUGCAUUGGAGGUUGCUUCUUACUGCAAUGGUGAGGUUGUUGUCUUUGAUUUAAAGGACAGAACCUUGAUCAAAGUAUCUGCAUCUCAAUCCAAGGUCACCCCAAAAGAGAUGCCAAUUGAAGGUCUCAUUAAUCCAAGGAAAGUGACUGUGAACAAGAAUGAUGAGCUCAUUGUUGUAGAUGACACUGCAGUUAAGAUCUUCAAUCGAAAGUAUAAGUGUCUCCAUCAGUUCACUCUGGGUGGACAGCCAGCCAUCCAGCCAUCAUGUAUAGCAGUAGAUGACAAUAAUGUCAUAGCUGUCGGAUAUGAUAGCCAGGGACAGAUCUCUCUACUCAGACAAAAUGGAUCCAUCAUCACAACACUGCCCGCUUCAGGGAUUGGUAAAUACUUGACUAUCCACAAACAGCAACUCAUCUACACCAAGAGGCAAGACAAGAAGUUAGAAUCAAUGGACUACAAUAGUCACAUUGUAUUUUCAGUAGAUAUCAAUCAUAACAUGUUGCCUUGUGGGUUGUGUUGUGACAAGGAUGGUAGCAUCUUUGUUGGUACAUGUAUAUGGGAUAAAGACCCAUUACCGAGUGAGAUUCAACAUUACAGAUAUGAUGGAGUGUACAUUGGAUGCAUCGUUAAGGGGUGUGCCUAUCCCUAUGGUAUUACAAUCACACCAGCUGGUGAUCUGGUUGUGGCUACUGAUGAAUCAGUUCAAAUCUACUGCAAUGAGUAA
This is a messenger RNA of Asterias rubens (European starfish), 1536 nucleotides long. RefSeq lists its product as uncharacterized. Gene Ontology annotation, biological process: positive regulation of DNA-templated transcription. Gene Ontology annotation, cellular component: chromatin; nucleoplasm. Lineage: Eukaryota; Metazoa; Echinodermata; Asteroidea; Forcipulatida; Asteriidae. The record is from RefSeq and is a predicted model, not a curated record. Gene Ontology annotation, molecular function: ubiquitin-protein transferase activity; zinc ion binding. The transcript has a single exon. Bases 1 to 1536 code for a protein of 511 amino acids.